Messenger RNA from Callithrix jacchus (white-tufted-ear marmoset), 7345 nucleotides. NCBI's taxonomy places the organism in Eukaryota, Metazoa, Chordata, Mammalia, Primates, Cebidae. The record is from RefSeq and is a predicted model, not a curated record.
AAGUCAAAGUAGUGGAUAGACUCCGGAGAGCUCUGCGGAGUUGACGAAACUACAUUACCCAGAGCAGAGAUCGCUAAAUGGCGGCGAAGUUGAGCCAAUGAGAAACAAGGAUAGGCGGACUUCCGCGCAUGUGCAGGACGACAGAGCGGAACUUCCGGCGUUCUCCUCGCGGCGGUUUUCUUGGCUUCUCUCCUGUUUGUCGAUCCCAACAGAACCUCCACAGCGGGGGUCGCGACUGAGACACGGUACAGAGAAGGCGCGAAAGUAAGUCUGAGGCUCGGCGACGCCACGCCGGGUGAGCUGUGUCAAGCCCGGGAUAGGGACCGCUGUGUUCGAAGGCCCGCCCCGGUCGCCCGCCGCUCCCCGCCUGGUCGACAGAGCUCAAUGGCGGCGUUCACAAUGAGGGACCCGGCUCAGCGUACGACCUUUGAGGAUGUGGCCAUUUAUUUCUCCCAAGAAGAGUGGGAGCUCCUUGAUGAAGCUCAGAGGUUCCUGUACUGCGAUGUGAUGCUGGAGAACUUUGCACAUGUGACCUCCCUGGGUUAUUGCCAUGGGACACAGAAUGAGGCCAUAGCUUCUGAGCACACUGCAUCUGUAGGAGGAAAGUUACAGAUGGUUACCAGAAAAGUCCAAUGGUGGGGAUGUGAGAAAGGGGAGCUUAUUUCUGGAACCGGUUUGAAAGGGUCUGGCUCUGUUGCCCUGGCUGGAGAGCAGUGGUACCAUCAGAGCUCACUUCAGCCUCAACCUCCUGGCCUCAAGGGAUCCUCCUAUCCAAGCCUCCUUAAUAGCUGGAAGUACAGAACGUCUGCAGCGGGGGUCGCGACUGAGACACGGUACAGAGAAGGCGCGAAAGUAAGUCUGAGGCUCGGCGACGCCACGCCCGGUGAGCUGUGUCAAGCCCGGGAUAGGGACCGCUGUGUUCGAAGGCCCGCCCCGGUCGCCCGCCGCUCCCCGCCUGGUCGACAGAGCUCAAUGGCGGCGUUCACAAUGAGGGACCCGGCUCAGCGUACGACCUUUGAGGAUGUGGCCAUUUAUUUCUCCCAAGAAGAGUGGGAGCUCCUUGAUGAAGCUCAGAGGUUCCUGUACUGCGAUGUGAUGCUGGAGAACUUUGCACAUGUGACCUCCCUGGGUUAUUGCCAUGGGACACAGAAUGAGGCCAUAGCUUCUGAGCACACUGCAUCUGUAGGAGGAAAGUUACAGGUCAGAACUUCUAAGGGGGACACACCCACCCAGAAAACUCACCUCAGUGCGGUUAAGAUGUGUGCCCCAGUCUUGAAGGACAUUUUGUCUGAGGCUGAGCACCAAACCACAUCCCCUGUGCAAAAGUCUUACUUGGGUGGCACAAGUGUGAGAGGCUUCUGUUUUAAUGCUGACCUUCACCAGCACCAAAAGCAUAACAAUGAAGAAGAACCCUGGAAAAGGAAUGUGGAUGGGGCUACAUUUGUGACAGGCUGCAGAUUCCAUAUGUUGAAUUAUUUUACCUGUGGGGAGGACGUCCCACCCUCCACGGGCCUACUCCAACACCAAGCCACUCCUAGUGGUGAGGAGCCACACAGUAGCAGCAGCAAGCAUAUACGGGCAUUUCAUGGGGCAAAAUGUUGUUACCAGUGGGGUGAAUGUCAAAAAGCUUCAAGCCACACACACACACUUGUUCAGCCUCAGAGUGUCUGCUCUGAAGAAGGGCUUUAUGAGUGUAGUAAAUGUGAGAAAGCUUUCACCUGCAAGAACACACUUGUUCAGCACCAGCAAAUUCACUCUGGACCAAAGACAUUCGAGUGUAGUGAAUGUGGGGAAUCCUUUAGCAAAAAGUGCCACCUAGGCUUACCUAAGAUAGUUCACACUGGAGAAGGGCCUUAUGAAUGCAGUGAUCAUGGGAAAGCCUUUAUCCAUACAUCUGAAUUCAUUCACCACCAGAGACGUCACACCAGAGAAGUGCGUUAUGAGUGUGGUGAAUGUAGGAAAUCCUUUAGCUGCAAAUCUAACCUGAUUGAACACCAGAGAGUUCACACAGGAGAAAGGCCUUAUAAAUGUGGUGAGUGCGGGAAAUCCUUUAGACAAAGCUCUAACCUUUUCCGACACCAGAGAGUUCACUCUGGAGAAAGGCCUUAUCAGUGCUGUGAAUGUGGGAAAUCCUUUAGACAAAUCUUCAAUCUCAUUCGACACAGAAGAGUUCACACUGGAGAAAUGCCUUAUCAGUGCAGUGAUUGUGGGAAAGCUUUUAGCUGCAAAUCAGAACUCAUUCAACACCAGAGAAUUCACAGUGGAGAAAGACCUUACAAGUGCAGCGAAUGUGGGAAAUCCUUUAGGCAGUUCUCUAACCUCAUUCGACACCGCAGCAUUCACACUGGUGAUAGGCCUUAUGAGUGCAGUGAAUGUGAGAAGUCAUUUAGCCGCAAAUUUAUUCUGAUUCAACACCAAAGAGUUCACACUGGAGAAAGGCCUUAUGAAUGCAGUGAAUGUGGAAAAUCCUUUACCCGCAAAUCUGACCUCAUUCAACACAGGAGAAUUCAUACUGGCACAAGACCUUAUGAGUGCAGUGAAUGUGGGAAAUCUUUCAGACAGCGUUCUGGCCUCAUUCAGCACCGAAGACUUCAUACUGGAGAAAGGCCUUACGAGUGUAGUGAAUGUGGAAAGUCCUUUAGCCAAAGUGCUAGCCUCAUUCAGCACCAGAGGGUUCACACUGGAGAAAGACCUUAUGAGUGUAGUGAAUGUGGGAAAUCCUUUAGCCAGAGCUCCAGCCUCAUUCAGCACCAGAGAGGUCACACUGGAGAAAGACCUUAUGAGUGCAGUGAAUGUGGGAAACCCUUUACUCACAAAUCUGACCUUAUUCAGCACCAAAGAGUUCACACUGGAGAAAGGCCUUAUGAAUGCAGUGAAUGUGGGAAAUCCUUUAGCCGCAAAUCUAACCUCAUUCGACAUCGGAAAGUUCACACUGAAGAAAGACCUUAAAUGUGAAAGGAAGGUGCUAUUUUUUUAUUCAGUAUAAUAGCACUGGAGAGACUGGGAGCCAUCCUCCUAAAUUUAAAUUUUGAGCAUCUACAAUGGGGGAUUCUAUGUAAGCUUCAGGUAUGUGGGAAGCUCUGAGGAGGUUCAUUGUUAUUUAUAAUCUUCCCAUGGUCAUAGCCUGAUUUAUGUCACUGCCCAUUUCUGAGGCUGAAGCCAUUUCACUUCUGCCACCUGGCAGGUGCACACCGUGCGCAUGAGUCACUUCCCCACAGUGCACAAAGAAGCAAACCUCUGUAUUCUCCCAUUUGCUUGGGGAAAUUAUUAAUAGGUCAGGCAAGUAGGGGAUCCUCAUUUCUUUUCUCUGACUUCAGAGUAUAGACCUGCCCCACUUUUGGUCCAGAGGAGUCAAUGUGAGUUGCGCUGUCAGCAUUCAUAGAAGGGUUACUUUUUUUAGGGACACUGUUCUCACAUGAUGCUUGUAAUGAGUAUUUCUAGCUUCUGAUUCACCAGUUUGGAAACUGCUUGGUGCACACUGCUCUGAUUUAUAAUCUUUUUAUAAAGGUUGUAAAAAGGCCAGGUGCAGUGGCUUAGGCCUGUAAUCCCAGCACUUUGGGAGGCCGAGGUAGGCGGAUCACCUGAGGCAAGGAGUUCAAGACCAGCCUGGCCAAGGUGGUGAAACCUGUCUCUACUAAAGAUAGAGAAUUAGCCCAGCAUGGUGGAAGGUACCUGUAAUUUCAGUUACUCGGGAGGCUGAGGCAGCCUCCCACUUGAAUCCAGGAGGCAGAGGUUGCAGUGAGCCGAGAUCAUGUCAUUGCCCUCCAGCCUGGGCGACAAGAGUAAAACUCUUAUCUCAGAGAAAAAAAAAGUUUAAAAAAAUGUAUGCAUCUUUAAUCUUGGGGGUUCUGUUCACUGUAUAGAAUGUUUAUAAGCAGAAUAGUGAUGUCAGUAUGAAGGGGUGGACACGUUCUGUCCAAUUUCUGUGCUCAGAAGGGACAAUGUGAUGGCAGAAUCGUGAUGUCAGCAUGAAGGGGUGGACAGAUUUUGCCCACUUUCUGUGCUCAGAAAGGACAGUGUGAUGGCAGAAGACAGGUCUUUGUCCUGUAUUGGUCUACUUGGCCUGCUGUCCAAGGCUUCAAAGCCUGCCAGGCUUUGUGUUCCUGUGUUGUGGUCUGAUGCCAUUUUUGUCAGGCCAGAGGUCACCAUGAAAAGGAGGCAGUUGUGACAAUCCCCAGUGCUUCUGUGCCCGUGAAGUUUGUUCACUUGUUCACAAGAAAUACCAUAUAAUUCCUAGCACCAUUGAGGGGAAUCUGUUUCCUGGGUCCUGCAAGGGAGCCAUGUGCCAUGACAUGUAAGUCAGUGUAGCCUGGUUCCAUUUGAUUUCAGACUAUAGAUACAGAGGUUAAAUUCGAGUCACAACUGUAAUUGGGACUGAAACUCUGGGUAAAUGCGGAGUGGGGAGCGCUGCAGUAAGUUAGAUGGAAUGCCUCUUCUAAAAGUUCAUCUACAAAUUUUUCAGUGAAUAUAGCUGUGUGGGACAAGGGCGUACAGAAAUUCUGAUGAUCUUUAUAACCAUUUCCUAUCGCUGAAGUCAUUGUCAGAAAAUAGUCUAUAAAAAUUUUGUGGCUCCUCGCAUCCUCUCUCAACUGUUUACCUCAAGGCCAUUGCUAUGCAGGUAGGAGAAUAAGAAUAGAGAGAAGGAUCAUUCUGCAGUCCAGGGAUAUGGUUUUUGUGACUCAACCAACGUUCCUAUUAAUUCAGGUGGCAACAGAAUUCAUUGCUUUCCAAAAUUUGCUGCUUCUGGGGCAAGGUUGCCUUUCUCAGGGCAUGAGGAGAGAGAGAGAGAGAUAGUGGAGUCUAUAUCAAGUUGCCAACCUGGUUUUCUUUCUUUCUUUUUUUUUUUUGAGACGGAGUUUUGCUGUUGUUACCCAGGCUGGAGUGCAAUGGCACGAUCUCGGCUCACCGCAACCUCCGCCUCCUGGGUUCAAGCAAUUCUGCCUCAGCCUCCUGAGUAGCUGGGAUUACAGGCGCGCGCCACCAUGCCCAGCUAAUUUUUGGAUUUUUAGCAGAGACGGGGUUUCACAUUGUUGACCAGGAUGGUCUCGAUCUCUUGACCUCGUGAUCCACCCGCCUCGGCCUCCCAAAGUGCUGGGAUUAUAGGCGUGAGCCACUGCACCCCCAUUGCACCCGGCCCAACCUGGUUUUCAAAAAAAGAUAAAAACAUGCAACAUCUAGACUCUUAAUUUUGAGCCACUUCUGAAAGCUUUAUGAAGGUCUAGUUUAUACAACUGACAUGCAACAAGGUACAGGUAUCCAAAAUGUACAGUUUGGUAAAGCCAUGAAACCAUCAUCACAACCAUGAAAAUGAAUUUAUCUGUCACCCAUAUAUUUUCCUUGUAUCCUUUUAUAAUCUCCCUCUGCCUUCCCCAGCUCUUCCGGGACCAACUGAUUUCCUUUACAGUAAAUUAGUUUGCAUUUUCUGGAAUUUUUCAAUGAGAUAUAUUUAUAUAUUCUUUCUGGUUUUCUUGCUGUAUAAUUAUUUUGAGAUUCAACAAUGAUGAAUGUUUGUGCUGCUGAGUAUUAGGGUUUUCUAUGGAUAAGUCACUGUUUAUCCACGUCUUUAGGGACAUUUAUGUUAUUUAUAGAUUUUAGUAUAUUACAAAUAAAGCUGCUAUAACUACUUGGAUUCAGUUCUUUAUAUGGGUAUGUUGUAUUGUUCUUGUGUUAAUAACGGAAACUGUAAUGUCUGAAUUACAGUGUAGGUGAAUGUUUAACGUUUUAAGAAAUGCCAAACUUUGAUCUAAAUGGAUGUUUCCUAUUUUAUUCCCACCAAGGGUUUGUGAGAAUUCCAGUUCCUCUUCAUCCCUGCCAGUGCUUCAUGUGGCCACUCUUUUUUAAUUUUAGCUCUUUUAAUAUAGCAGUAGUGGUAUCUCACUGUAGUUUUCGUUACACUUCCCUAAAACUUUAUGAUAUUGAGCGUUUUAAAAUGUUUUUAUUUGCCACCUGUGUGUCUUCUUUGUUGGUAAAAUAUCUGUUCAUAUGUUUUUCCUACUUUUUUUUUUUCUGAGACGGAGUUUCGCUCUUGUCACCCAGGCUGGAGUGCAAUGUGCAAUUCUCCUGCCUCAGCCUCCCGAGUAGCUGGGAUUACAAGCGCGCCACCGUGCCCAGCUAAUUUUUUUUUAUUUUUAGUAGAGACGGGGUUUCACCAUGCUGACCAGGAUGGUCUCGAUCUCUUGACCUCGUGAUCCACCCACCUUGGCCUCCUAAAGUGCUGGGAUUACAGGCGUGAGCCACCGCACCCGGCCCUUUCCUACUUUUUUUAGAUGAGUUUAUAUAUAUAUAUAUAUAUAUAUAUUUUUUUUUUUUUUUUUUUGAGACGGAGUUUCGCUCUUGUUACCCAGGCUGGAGGGCAAUGGCGCGAUCUCGGCUCACCGCAACCUCCGCCUCCUGGGUUCAGGCAAUUCUCCUGCCUCAGCCUCCCGAGCAGCUGAGAUUACAGGCACGCACUACCGUGCCCAGCUAAUUUUUUGUAAUUUUAGUAGAGACGGGGUUUCACCAUGUUGACCAAGAUGGUCUCGAUCUGUUGACCUGGUGAUCCACCCGCCUCGGCCUCCCAAAGUGCUGGGAUUACAGGUGUCAGCCACCAUGCCCGGCGCUCAAUUUUGUUGACAUUUUUUUAUUAUUUUAUUUAUUUGAGACAGAGUCUUGCUCUGUUGCCCAGGCUGGAGUGCAGUGGCGCAGUCUCGCUCACAGCAACCUCAGCCUCCCAAGUAGCUGGGACUACAGGUGUGCAUCACCACACCCAACUCAUUUUUGUAUUUUUAGUAUAGACAGGGUUUUGCUAUGUUCGCCAGGCUGGUCUUGAACGCCUCAGCCUACCAGAGUAUUGGGAUUACAGAUGUGAACCACUGUGCCUGGCCCAAAUUUUUAAUUUUAUUAUUAUUAUUAUACUUGAAGUUCUAGGGUACAUGUGCAGAAUGUGCAGGUUUGUUACAUAGGUAUACAUGUGCCAUGUUGGUUUGCUGCAUCCCUCUCCCCGGUCAUCUGCAUUGGUAUUUCUCCCAAUGGUGUCUCCCCAAUCCCCCACCCUCCGACAGGCCCCUGUGUGAGAUAGUCCCCUCCCUGUCUCCAUGUGUUCUCAUCGUUCAACACCCACUUAUGAGUGAGAACGUGUGAUGUUUCGCUUUCUAUUCUGUGUGAGUUUGCUGAGAAUGAUGGUUUCCAGCUUCACCUAUAUGCCUUUAAAGGACAUGAACUCAUCCUUUUUGAUGGCUGCGUAGUAUUCCAUGGUGUAUAUGUGCCACAUUUUCUUUUUAUCCAGUCUAUCUUUGAUGGGCAUUUGGGUUCUUUCCAAGUCUUUUCUAUUGUAAACAGUGCCACAGUAAACAUGUGUUCGUGUGUC